Rhizophagus irregularis DAOM 181602=DAOM 197198 is the source of this 262-nucleotide messenger RNA. NCBI's taxonomy places the organism in Eukaryota, Fungi, Glomeromycota, Glomeromycetes, Glomerales, Glomeraceae. The record is from RefSeq and is a predicted model, not a curated record.
CUGGAGAAGGGCAAAAUAUGAAGGAAAUUCAUGCUCAUUCAAAUAUUUUAUGUAUUAGGUCUCAAUAUUUCAGUUCUGCAUUUUCUAAUGAAUGGGCUGAGAAAAGAGAUGGAAAAUUUAUUUUUAAAAAACCAAAUAUUUCACCUCAAUUAUUUAAUAUUAUUAUUAGGUUCAUUUAUUGUGGAAAUAUUGAAUUGAAAAAUUUACAAGGUCCUGAUGUAUUAAAGAUAUUGAUAGCUGUGGAUGAACUAAAUAUCAUUUC